Oryza sativa Japonica Group (Japanese rice) is the source of this 2869-nucleotide messenger RNA. RefSeq names its product exocyst complex component EXO70C2. Gene Ontology annotation, cellular component: exocyst. NCBI's taxonomy places the organism in Eukaryota, Viridiplantae, Streptophyta, Magnoliopsida, Poales, Poaceae. The record is from RefSeq and is a predicted model, not a curated record. Gene Ontology annotation, molecular function: phosphatidylinositol-4,5-bisphosphate binding. Gene Ontology annotation, biological process: exocytosis.
GGUGUCGGUUUUUCUUUAGAACCGAUGCCUAUAGUUAUAUAAAAAUGCCGGCCUUUUUUGUGUUUUUAGCCCAUAGAGGAGGGAAAAGGCCUAUAGGUGCUGGUUUUAGUAUUUCCAGUACCUAUAGUGAUGGCAUCUAUAUGAUGUUCAUAUACUAAUCUAUCUUGUUGAUUUUUUUUAUUUUUUCCAUAACUAUUUGGAUGAGAUACAAAGUUUAGAAUCCACUCCCCUAUGAUGCCCUCAAGCCAUGCCAAUGGCAUCGUAGAUGACCUCCUAUCCCUAGAUCGACGCUUCCAACUGUGACCAAGCAGAUGGAACACCGCCACUGCAACUAGCUACCAGAUCUCAACCAAGGUCUCCAAGUCUCAAGGUACGGAUGUAAGUGCGCUGUCGCACUACCCAUAUAAAAACCCGUGUUUUAGUUUAUUUAAUAUAAAAUUUAAAAGAAAAAACGGAAAAGAAAGCCCACUCGCCCCAGCUGCGCUUGCAUACCUACCUCGAGGCGUCCCUCGCGUCCAGGUCAAGUCCCCCUUCCAUGCCCUCGUCUAAGGAGUGGACGACGGACGUCACGAAACGGCAUGUGUGCCAGUCGUUUUUGGUUGAUCGGAUCACGCGGACGGACGAAACAGCGUGACAUUACAUUUUUUUCUCUCUUGUUUUUCGGCGGCUGCCGCGUCUUCUUCUUGCUCCUCUGGUAAGGUGUACUACCUCACAUGCCUAAUGAGAGGAAAAUAUAGAAGAGCGCGUUGACACCGUUGACUUUGGAUUUUCCGUCUCCUUCCUCCGAAGUGCAGAGAAGAAAAGGAGGAGCUGAGCUGAGCUGAUUGCUUGAUUCCUCGCUCGUUCAAUCUACUCUAAUCUAUCUCUAUAGGAAGGGAAACCCAAACCAUAAUGCAAAGCCGUCUCGCAGAGGAGUUGCGAGCGCUGAAGUUCGACCGUGUUUGGCGGCCAAGUCCUCAUCGCUCGGAAUCGGAUGGCGGCAGCUGCAGCUACCGCAACUCGAUCCAGCGGGUCGUCACCGCGUCCGUUGCCGCCGCGUCCACCAGCAGCACCACCCUCGUCUUCCCGUCGAGUGGCUCGGUCACGAGCUCGUCUUCGGCAUCCUUUACCUCCUCCGCUCCCGGCUCGGAGGCGCACGGUACUCCAAGCUCCGGGCCCGAGAGCUACAGGUUGCUGCGCGGGGAGGCGUUCCGGGGCCUCAGCGAGAUCGCGAGUCAUAUGGUCAGCGACAGGUACACCGAGAGGCUAAUAACGGAGUUCUCCCGGCCGCGGCUGGGGAGCGGCAGCGGCGGCGGCGGCGGCGGCGACGAGAUACUGCAGACCUGGUUCUCCGACCUUGGCGUUGACUGGGUUCUCAGAGUCGACGAGAUGAACCUGCAGGAGAAGCCAUGGAGCGGCGUGGAGGAGAUGAUCAAGGGGUGGCUCGCCGCGCUCACCGUCAUGGCGGAAGCCCUCCGUCUGACGAAGGCCACCCUCAGCAGCGGCGAUGGCGACUCCGGCGGUGUCAUUCCGGUGCUUCCGAUCGAGAAGUACAGGCCACAGAUAUCUGCACCGGCGUGGAUCGACGACGACCACGCCGGUGUUACAUUACAUGAUGUAAGUCCUGGCUCUGGCUCGUCGAAUCUCGACCAAGAAAGCUCAGAUCCGGCUCCAAACACGAGCAGGAGCAGGAGCAUUGCCAUUGCUACGGUCAAGCAAGCUAUAACAGCGUAUUCCCAAGCGGCGUCAUCGAGGUCCUACAGGUACGACCAGCACGGAGCUGCAGGGCCUGAAUUCCAAUUCGCGCUCUUCGCCAAGGCAAGCCUGGUGAAGAUGAUGUGCUUCCCGGACGCUAUCGCCGCGCUGAGCAGAUCGCCGGAGAAGAUCCUCCGCGUGAUCGACAUGUACGCGGUGGUCUCGGGCGUCUCCCCGAGCCUCCUGGCGCUGCUCCCCGGAGCGACCAAAUGGUUGGUUUCCGAGAGGAUCACGGCCGUGCUCAAGACGCUGAGCGGCAUGAUGAGGGGCAUACUCCAUGAUCUGGAGAGUCUGAUCCGAGAGGAGGAUUCGUGGCGGACGACGGCGCAGGGGAACGACAUCCACCCGGUCAAUCAAAUCGCGACGUGCUGGUCCAGGAGGGCGAGGACGACGACGGCGACGACGAGCUGUUCUCCAUCGGGGAGCUAUACCAGCUCGCGGAGGAGAAAUCGUCGCUGACGAGCACCGUCGCCAGGCUGAUCAACUCGGUGGACGCCAUGAUCGAGGACAGGUCCAAGAUGUACGCAGCCGCCGGCGGGCGGAUGCACAUCUUCCUGCUCAACAACGACCACUUCAUACUGCAGCAGGCGGAGCCUUCGUUGCAGUCGUUCAUGGGCGCCUACUGGUACGCAAAGCGGAAGCAGCGGGUCGAUCGGCGCAUCAAGGAGUACCUCGAUCUGUCCUGGGGAAAUGUCGUCUCGUGCCUGGGGUACGCAGGGCAGAGCCGCAGGAGGUCGUCGCUUUUCCGUAGUGUCUCGGCGCUGGUGGAGUUCAACUCCUUGUUGCAGAUAACCUACCACACGGAGAAGCUCUGGAAGAUCAAUAGCCCUCAGCUGCGAACCGUGCUGCGCAAUUCGGUGUGCGGGAAGGUAAUCUCUGCUUACCGAGCCUACCUGGAGACUCAGGGACAGGGCGGCCAGUUAGGAACAUCAGCCACGUAUACCCCCGAGGAUCUGGAAGAUAUGUUGCAAAAUCUAUUCGAAGGGUGAACCUUUCUUUUCCAUAUAUAUGGAGUUUUGAUGAUGUUUUUCUUCGGCGAGUGCAUGAUGUGCGCGGAACCCAUGACCCAAAGCCAACACGGACAUGAUAGUACUCCCUCCGUUUUAAAAUAUUUGACACCGUUGACUUUUUAGUA